Messenger RNA from Myzus persicae (green peach aphid), 783 nucleotides. RefSeq lists its product as uncharacterized. NCBI's taxonomy places the organism in Eukaryota, Metazoa, Arthropoda, Insecta, Hemiptera, Aphididae. The record is from RefSeq and is a predicted model, not a curated record. The transcript has 5 exons. The coding region runs from base 82 to 738 and encodes 218 amino acids.
UUUAUAUCAUAUUAUUACUACAUUUUGUAUUCAAUAAAUUAUUUUUAAUUUUAAUUUUAAUUUUUAGAUAACAAUUGUUCAAUGGUAUACAAUCUCAUGAAUAGCCCAUCUACAUCUAAUGAACAAACUGUUCAAAAAGUUGACAAUUGUGUAAUCAUCAAAACUACUGAAAGUAAAUCAUCAAACUCAAAACAACAAAAAAGUCUCCAUAAAGAUGAUCAGUAUGCAAAAUUAUUAAAUUUUAUGGUAACAAUAAAGUACGAAUUAAGAUCAAUGCAGGAAAAAUUAGACAUCAUGAUUCAGCGAGAUGAGGAAAACAACUUAACAAAAACUAAGGAUUUGAGUAUAUAUGACACUGGUGAUAUAGAUAAUAAAUUACCAAUCAAAACUCAGGAACAGUUGGAAGAAUUAGAAAAUGAUUUGUCUAACAAUAAACAUUAUCGGUGUCAGAUGAUUAAACGUUUAUCAUCUGUGGGAGGAAAGUCAAUAAAAAUUAUGGCAAAAAGAAUAAUGGCUAUAUUAUUUAUACCAGAAAUAUUAUGUGAAUUUUCAUAUAGUGGUCGUGGUAACAAAAAAAGACCAUUUGAGAAAUUGCUUGUAAAUAAAAUUAUUUUUGAUUCUGUCCUUACAAUCAAAAAAUUUGCCAAUGCUGAUAACGCAGCUAAUGAAAUUGAACAGGUUAUUAAGUACGUUCUUAUUCAAACUCCAUUUAAAAUUAAAGACAAGGCAGGAAAAUAAUUUUUAAUUUUAUAAUAAUCCUAAAUAUAUUAUUAUGUGUGUUCA